Messenger RNA from Gallus gallus (chicken), 8569 nucleotides. It is a transcript of the gene RHOH, whose product is annotated as ras homolog family member H. Gene Ontology annotation, biological process: small GTPase-mediated signal transduction. The record is from RefSeq and is a predicted model, not a curated record. Lineage: Eukaryota; Metazoa; Chordata; Aves; Galliformes; Phasianidae. Gene Ontology annotation, molecular function: GTP binding; GTPase activity. Bases 5382 to 5957 code for a protein of 191 amino acids. The transcript is spliced from 2 exons.
GAGAAGGAUUUCAUCACUGUUUAAGAGCAGGGAAGAAAAGUUAUCACAGAGAAGAGUGGGAAAAGAAAGUGACAUGCCCUGUAUCUUGCAGACAGGAAACGCUUGGUAAGUGCAAGGGCACAUGCAACACUUUGGGCACAAUGUGCUGCUGGCUUUGGGGGCUGUCGGACCACGCUGAGAGCAGCAAAUGGGCCAGUCCUCUAUGAAGGGUCUUACCUCCUGCAUCAGGCUUACCCAUGUUGUAUUUGGAGAGGACACAACAUUUAUCCUGAAAAUGUGUCUAUUUUGAAAAUGUCCUCCAGGGCUUCGAACACCAUAGGUUUGUAGUUUACUCUGUCAUGCCAUAAACAUGGACAAAGAAUGGCUUUAGACUCAUGGCUUGAAUUUUGAAGCAGGCACUUAGUGCUGCAGAAUUGAUUUCUAUUGAAUUUAAGAUCUCGAAUCAAUACGCAACAGUCUUUUUGCUAAUUUUUAGAGUGGUUCUAAUUAUUUGUGUUCAUGCUUAAUUUAUAAGUAGCUGAAUCGAAGUGUGAUUAAUCGCAGAUAAAGGGUUCUUGAAGUUACAUAAAUAUUUCUGACACUUAAUUGGUUAAUUAAAAGAAUUGCUGAAUAGUUUUUCUUAGUGUCUAUAAAAAAAUUGAAUAGAUCUUCAGGUUUGUCAUUAUCCAGUACUUAUAUAUAUCAAUAAUGGUACUAUCAUGCAUCUGUGUAAGCACGUGUGUAAAUACGUAUGAGGGCUGCUCCGAAGGCAGUGUCUCCUAUUCUAUUAUUUUGGCCCACGAUGUCAGAGGUGGAUGUUGGUGGUAUGGCAGUAGAGGGUGAACCUUCCCACCAAUACUCCGUUACGGAUGGCAGCAGAGGGGCACUCUGACAAAAUGGUGUCCGACAUGGAAUUGCAUAUGAAGCAAAGGUGUGUCACUGAAUUCCCUUCAUGCAGAAAAAAUGGUACCCACUGACAUUCUCUGAUGCUUGUUGAGCACUUAUGGGGACCAAACGGUGGAUGUGAGCACAGUGAGGCAGUGGGUGGUGUGUUUCAGCAGUAGCAACAGUGGGUCACUUACGCUGUUACCGAUUUUUAUAGGCAUGGUGUAUCGGUUCUUGUUCAUCUCUGGUGAAAAUGCAUAACUAAUGGUGGUGACUAUGUUAAGAAAUAGUGUUUUGUAGCCAAGAAUUUGCUCAGUCUAAGAGUAUUAUUGUACUCUUGGUUGUAUUUUCCAUGGCUCCAUGGAAAGAAAAAGGAGGCAGUGAUUUCGGACUGACCUGCGUACAUUCUUUUAUGAGGAAAGCUUUCAUUUCUUUACAGGACCUCUUGUCUCAUUCCAAAUAACAUUGACCUGUAUUUGUCAUUGUUUAUAACAAGACUUCCCAGUCUCAAAAUGAGGGUUUUUAUUUUAAAUCCGAUUACUUGCGCUCACUUACUAAUAAUAAAGUUGGCAAGAUGGCUGAAUAUCUGAUCAUAAAUCCUUUCCUUCAGUUUCAGUUGUUAAAACUGCCAAACAAAGCAACUGGGGUGUAAAUUUUCAGGUACUGUAUUCAUCCAGCAGUAAUUUUCUUAGCAGUUCCUAGGGAAGCAUUCAUCCGUCUCCUACAAAUUUAAUGAACUGUUUUUUCUGUUUUAAUUUUAGUUUUGCAUUUUUUUCAAAACGAAGUGCUCAAAUUGUACAACAGAAGCAGAUUUUCAGUUUUGUGAAUAAGGGAAUGGUUGGAAAACGUCUACGUUGUUAUGACUGCAAUUUUAUUUAAUGCUGGGAAAAAAUUGCGUUGAGAAUGCAAGACAUCUUGACUUUGAAAAUAUGGGUUCAUUGGGUGCUGCUUGCUCUUCCAACUUUAGGAAGCCAUUGCAGUUAUCAUUGUAUUCAGGGCUAAAAUAUCUGUAUAAAUCUCUCCUCCAAGCUUCUAGGCAUCCUCACAGUCCUUUAAAGUAGCAAAAGACACUGAGAGAUUGUCAUAAACACACCGGAGGGCUGAAGCACCCGCUGGCCAAUAAGCUGCCAUCUUGCUCUUGGUCUGGGAAAUAACGAUGGAGCCUGUGAUAGCUUGCUUGGAAAGUGAAUUCAGAUUUUUUUUGGUGGAGCAUUUUGGGGAAAAGAUGCCGCACCCUGCAAAGGCAUAGCCUAUGUGCCAGUUCCUCUUAGUGGCCGCGGUACCACCACUAAAUGGCAGGAUGGACUGCAGUGGUGACGCUGUCUGAAAAGAAAGGGAGGCAGUUUCCUAGACCAGCGAGACCAGGGCUACAUGGUGUGAUAGAUCAAAACAAUCUUAAAAUAGGAUUAAAAAACAGGAGGCAGCUAAUGCAAAUGUCAGAGCAGCAGGUUAAUGAUUAUGAGACAGGAAACUUGGCGGCAAGGGGCCAUUUGCUUGCAGACCAGCAGCAGUCUCCAGACAGACUGCAGUCGAUGCACAGGUUUUCAGGAGCCCCAUGCUGUGGCAGCAGUGUCUGAACGGAGUGGGUAUGAUUUGCUCACAGAGCUGUAAACAAGGUGGCAUGACAUUGGUGACCCAGUGAUCUAGUGGGUCAUGCAGAUUGGAUCCACGGUGUCAGGAGGCAUCAAUCUCCCUGAUGCAUCUUCUGGGUGUUGCCCCUAACCAGGCAGUGGCUUCUCUACCCUCUCUUGAUUUUCUGCCAGCCUUCCUCUUCCUCCUUCUCUUUCUUCUUCCUCCUCUUUCUCCUCCCGCUCACAGGAGGUGCUCUCAGGCCCCACUCAGUGUACUCACAGAGGUGGAGGCGUAAAGCUCUGUGCUGCCCGGUCAGUGACAGUAGUCUCCGCGUCUCCUUCCUGUCCUUGAGGGUCUCUAAAUAAGAGACACGAUGACAGUUUUUAUGCAUCUGCAGUGCAGCUGGAAUGAGCUGUGAUUAUAACCAACAUGGUGGAGACGUGCUGAAGACACUGCUUUGCAGACCUCAUCUCUGCAUGAGGUGGGACUUAAGGAGGAGUACGUGCAGGCAAAGGCAAUGUGCAAUCAGGCAUUGCAUAGUAACUGGAAGUCUCUCCAGUGGUUUUCAACUUCAUUUUUCUUUUUAUUAGUAAAAAUAUUUUUGCUUCCUCUCAGCAUCAGUUCUCUUCAGUAGCUGCUGUACACGGUGUUCAAGCUGAAAAAUCAGUCUGCUCUUAUCCUGAUAUCAACAGGAACUGCAGUAAGGUAUAAUUGUGGUAGGAAACGGAUAAGGACAAUAAUAGUUAGCAUGCUAAUUGCUUUAACUCUCUGAAGCAUUUUGUGACUGCCAGAACAGGGUAAUGUCUGAAAAGCCUGUUGUCUUGCCUACAUGGUUUUGUUUAUACAUAAACUAAUCUUUUCCAAAUCCCAGUCUACCCGAGGCUGCAUAAUCAAUAUACAAGAUAGGGUUUAAAAUCAGGUCUUCCCAACCCUUCUCCUUUCCUCCCAUCACAAGAUACUGUCCAUCUCCUGCAGAUGUUUCACCACAUUGAGCCACGCUCACAAUGACCUUACAGUAGAUGCCAAAGAUAGUCCUGGCAGAAAUGAAAAUCCCAUUUGGUUCAGCUGAUAAACUUUGAUUCAGUCCCUUUUUGCAGUGAUUGCAUCAGAAUUAGAUACAUAUAUUCUUAUGCUUAAUAAUAUUAUGAAAGCCUUCACCGUGUUAUGUAAAUACAUUUUGUUGUUUUUACAGGUGGGGAAAACAUAACCAAAAUAGUGUAAAAAUAAGUAACAUGUUUAUGUCUGGAAUUCCAAAUACGAAAUGGAUUUGAUAGAGUUAGUAAAAUUAGGGAAACAAAUUGUUGGGAAGAAAUCCUUCAUCAGCUGAAACUCAGCCUCAGGUGAUUCCAAGCUUUUGUGCAGGUGAAGCAAGAUUGUAACUGGUGCAGUGUCAGAGCAAGAAUCCAACACAGUGUUAGAGGAGGGAAUCAAAGCUUUUGCAAAUACUUACACAGCCGUCUGUAUACUGAUGGGUAGAGGUGCCCUGUUCUGGCCUGUCCUUUAAAGGAGAUUGUUUUCUAUUGAUGUUUCAUCUAAAGGUUUUUCCAUUAAUUAAGAUGAGCUUAUGUAAUCAUCUUAAUACAUUACUACUCCUAUCCUGAGGCCACAUCAGUGACAGGCUACAUGUGUGCUUUAAUACACCUCUCCAAUAUGCACUUACUUACACAGUCCCUGCCAUACACGAUAGUUGGCUGCAAAGGCAAGAUUGGGACUGACACCAGUCUGCCCCUGGGACCAGAGCAUGGGCCCAGUUAUGUACAGUUUAUCAAUGAAUUAUAUCCUCACAGAUCCCUUCCAACUUGGGGUAUUCUGUGAUUCUAUUUGCUUUAAAUGUCUCUGCACUGCCACAGAGGACUACUUCGUCUGUUAUUACUGUGUGUGUUGAGUAGCCUUUUCUAGGCUUUAACCACUUGUGUAUUUUCUUUGUAAAACUGCCAGUAAAAUUAGACCUGGUUAUCAACAGGCUGUGUAGCUCAACAGUCCUUUCAUCCAUCUUUCUCUGCUUUGGUGUUUAUGAAAUAGCAGAAGUUGUGCUUGGGCGUUCUAAUCUUUCCCCACGUUCAAAUACACACAAAAUAGUGAAACUAAAGCCGUUACGGACUUCUUGCAUCAGGGGAAGGUUUGUUGGUACGUGCUGUGUUUCUCCUGGGAGCGCACACUUUUGUCUGAAUCAUGCGCUAUUGGCUUCUGGUGAACGGUGGUGUUUUAAAACUGUACUGCUGACACAAUGCUGAAGUAGAAUACCCUGAAGGAAGGACGAUGAUGCACUUCAGUAAUUAUACUACGUAUCCUGUGCAUGCUUUUUGAAUGUUCGUAGUUACCUUUUGCAAAUAUCAUGUUUCAUUCCCUUGCGUGCUUGUUUGGGGAAUGAAGGAGUAACAGUAAGGUUAUCCCUGUUGAAGCCUUAAAGGUGAGCGUCCAGCUGCUGCCAGCAGCACUUGGUCUGGCAGAGCAGCCCAUUCAGUUCCCGGCAGGCAGCAGUGCCGGUCUCGGCCUCCAUCCCACUUCCUAGAAGUGGCCGCGAUGGUGAGCACAGCGACCAGGAAGUGACGUCUGUCGCAAUGGCUCCUGCAGACAUCCGUCACUCGGGGAAGCAUAAACCUUCCCCGUAGCCCCGGUGCCACUGCUAUAAAGCAACAUACCCCAGCCGAGCUCUGGCACAUCUUCUUCCAGCUGGUGUGUUGGGUGGGAGAAGAACAGGCAUGCUGGCAGCAUGAGAGGAGAAACAUCAUUUGACUCACCGAAGAAUUAAAUCCAACAGCACUGCAGAGCUGUGUGGGAGAGGAGGGGAUUUUAGACUCAAGUGGCACAAUAAAGUCUUCAGAAGUAAAGACAUUUGGAACAGCUUCUCCCCAAAUGGAAGUUAUCUAGACGGCCCCUGAGACCUCUCUGCAUCCUGCGUCUGCUGCACCAGGACGGUGUUCUUGGCCCUGGUCUUUAAUAAAAUGUUGGAUUCUAUCAAGUGCGUGCUGGUGGGAGACUCCGCAGUGGGAAAAACAUCUCUCUUGGUACGUUUCAUCUCUGACACUUUUCCAGACAACUACAGACCCACUGUGUAUGAGAACACUGGAGUGGAUGUCUUCAUGGAUGGCGUCCAGAUUAGCCUAGGCCUUUGGGACACAUCUGGAAGCGAUGCCUUCAAAGGCAUUCGCCCCCUCUCCUACCAACAGGCAGAUGUGGUGUUAAUGUGCUACUCCGUGGCAAACCACAACUCCUUUCUAAACCUGAGGAGCAAAUGGAUUGGCGAGAUCCGCAACCAUCUGCCCCGCAUCCCUGUUUUGGUAGUGGCCACGCAGACCGACCAGCGUGACACGGGGCCCUACCGCUCCUCCUGCAUCAGCUCCAUGGACGGCAAGCGGCUGGCCCAGGAUGUGCGAGCCAAAGGCUACCUGGAGUGCUCAGCCCUCAGCAACCGCGGCGUGCAGCAGGUGUUCGAGUAUGCUGUGCGGACGGCAGUCAAUCAAGCCAAGAGGCAGAACAGGCGGAAACUCUUCUCCAUUAACGAGUGCAAGAUCUUCUGAGGACUGCCGGCGGUGGUUUUGCCUAUGUUCGUUGUUUCUGCCUUUGCACAAAGACGCUGUGGCAGAGAUAAUGGGAGCGAAUCAAAGACAGGAGGACUCCUGCCAGGACCACAGUACAGGUGGCCCCAGUAAAACAGAUGUGCACUCUGCCUGUUCUGUUCCCCUACCCAACACACAUGGCCGCUAUCUUUAAAAACGACAGAUGCAGGCAAGGGCCUUUGUUCACAACCCUGUGUUUGUAAUUUGCCAUCCUGGACUGAAGCAGACCCCGCCUGGAGAUUAACAGAUCAUAGUUGUGCAGAUUUUGUUAUCAGUGUUCGUCAGCUGUUGGUUUGUCUGCAUAUAUUUCAUGACAAACUUCACCUGGAUCAACCUCCCCUCAUGAUGUAUCUGUCCAUGUGGAGUUUUUUUUUUUUUUUUUUUUUUUACUCUAAGAACCUAAUGUAUAAAAUCUGACCAUCUCCUAUCUAUUUAAAGGAUUCUUGUGUAUGUUGUUGUAAAAUCCUGAGUGUUUGUUUUCAUAUUUCUAUCUAACCACCAAUGCAAACAAUUCCACUCAUAUAAGAAACGGCCUGCAGGCAAACCUAGCACUUCUUAUACACGCCUGAGUUACUGCCCAAUAGUGAUCAAACACACUGUGUCCAGACUAGGAGUGAUCAAAAUGUAGUGACAUUUGAUAGUUGCCUCUGUGAGAUUUAUUUUCUUACCUUAGUCCUGUUCCUAGGAAAAUAGAGACCACAGCAACAAUGUGGUCAGUGAUGUGCUGAAGCAGGAGGAACUUAACCUGACUCUUCCUGGACUUGACCUGGUUACAACCCCACAAGGUCUGGCUUGUAGUCAAGGCUAACCAUGUGGGUAGGGUGGUGAAGACAAAUCUGUGCUAUCAUCACUUUUCAUGUCCCUACUGUAAUUCUGGAGGCAAAAGACUUCAUUCUCUAGGGAUGAAAGGUAUUUUUUUUUCCUUGAGCACUAAAAUUCUCACAUAUUUUUUUAGCGUAUUUUGAUUAUAAACUGUGGUUUUAGUGAAACAAGUAUCCUGCUUGCUGGAGUGCAAGAAAUGUCUGGACAGUGCUCUCAGACAGUCUAAUUUUUGAGUGGUCCUGUGUGGAGUCAGGAGUUGGACUUGACGAUCCUUAUGGGUCUCUUCCAACUUGAGGUAUUCUAUGAAUCUAUGAUUCUACUAUAGUAAAAAAUCAAGUACAUGGCAGUGUUGAAUGUGCACAUUUACAAUGGCUAAAUAAUACAUUUUUUUGAGUUUGCAUGCUAAGCAUAACGGCCUGGAUUCUAUAAAACAAAGACUGUAGAAGACUUUGUGCCUGGGAGAGCAUGGCAAGUCUGAGCACCAAGUUCUAACAUACCCGCUUGGGCCAAGUUUCCUUUCUGCACAGAGAGUCAGGCUAAAGAGGUGACACCUCUAGAUUUGUAAGCACAUACUGCUGGAAGACAGAGUGGGGUCCAGACACACCAUGUUGUGCAUUCCCUGUGAGUUGUGGUGGCCCCACUCCUGAGAUUAUCUGUGCCAAACCCUCCGCCCCACAGCAUCCCUCAGAUCUUGCAGACUGGUCUCAUUCCAAGGUUUCUGCUGCCCUUCCCAUCCUUCAGUGAGCUCAGAACUGAGGCUUAUAGCAUGCUGCCAUGGAAGGUGUUGCACAAAACAGUAGGAUGAUUCUCUCUCUGUGAGGAUCACAAGAGAAUUAUCUGUGUCUGUUCUGACUAAGCCUGACUCAUGUGUUCCAAUUGGAAUGGAUGCAAAAGCUUGUCUGAUUCAAAUCCAAGGUAGGACUUUGGAAGUUAUCCUACUAAGCAUGUAAUUUAUAGCUCAGAUCUAACCUACUGAUAGUUUAUACCAUAAAAAACAGUCAGGUGCCCUUCUCCAUGCUCUGUUCUACCUCUGAGCUUCUUCAUAAGGAGAAAUUCCAAAUGUAAUCCUCCUCCUCCUAUGAAUCCUAGGGAUGGUCUCACUUGUGAUGUAGGUGAACAAGUAACAGCGUUAUGGGCACCUUGAGUGGCAGUAAUGCAUAGGACACUUGUUACUGCAACAAUCCCCCAAACUCCUAGGCUGGUGAAUAUUUACCACUCACCAGCCUUAUUCCAAGUGUGGUCCUAAAAACAUGCUGAUCUCAUGGGAGGUUUUAUUAUCAGCUUCAAAUCCUCACAAGCUUCUGCAUCUGAGCAUACAUUUUUCCUGCACUCUUCUCUUUACAAUCUCUCCUUCUCUUUGUAAAACUUCUGGUGUGCGUUGGAAAUCCCUUGCCCCCUCAAACACUAAAACUGACAUAUUUGUAAAAGAACCUGAACCGCCUGAUACUUACAUGGAGUUACACAAAUGUUAGUGAUUUUCAUUCCCCAGUUAAAAAUCUUUUGGCUUUUGGAAGAAAUAAGUUCCAAUAUCCCAACUCUUGUAACGUGCUGUCAAUGAAACUAUUGUUUGUUGCAUCCCCUAAUUUAAAAGUAGUCAUUGUUACUGUUUGAACAUUAAAGAUCACAUGCAAAAUUUUGCAUUGUCAGUCUUGAAGUCUGUUACAUUUGUAGGCAUUUUUAUUAUGGUCUCCACCUCACUGGUUUAAUAUCUGGUUUCAUUAAAGUGAAACAUUUUUUGCCGGCAAGUUCAA